AUGACGCCGGGGAGUUCAAAAACCUCUUCCAUGAUCCCUACGCAUUCGGUGCAGCUUUACUGGCGUCAUUCGGCGGUUUUCCUUUUGGCUAUGGUCGGUUCUCUGUCCUACUCGGCUGCCACCACUCAGACAGCCGCCCAAAGUUAUGCUACAAUCGUGGCAAGCCGAUCUAUCGGAGGGAUCGGUGUCGGCACCUUGGCAAUGGGUGCCCCAUUGUAUAUAUCCGAGAUCUCCCCGCCCGCAUGGCGUGGAUCAUUCUGGGUUCUGGAGGCAAUCAGCAUCGUCACCGGAGCAAUUGGAAUGGAAAGGUAUCGAUCCCAGCAGGCGCUCCUCAAAAGGGAGUAUCCUGACUACGCUCGCCAUCCGCUCCUGGUCGGCAUUAAACAGUGGGUCGAUCUCUCUCAACCUAAAUACCUCAGGAGGACACUUCUUGCUUGUCCAUUCCGUUCUUUCAGCAGUCGCGAGUGGGCUACCCAUCAGGCAGUUGGGUGGUUCUGUGUGGCACUGAAUUACCUGAAUGUCCUCUCCUACAGCGUCUCGUAUGGGCCAUUGGCCUGGGUCCUUCCCGCAGAGGUAUUUCCCCGUUCCAAACGUGCCAAGGGGGUUGGCGCAGCUACGGGAAGGAUUUGGUUGGCUAACCUCAUUAUCAGCGUUUGUCGUGCCGGAGGUGCUCCUUAA
Messenger RNA from Aspergillus niger, 678 nucleotides. RefSeq lists its product as uncharacterized. The record is from RefSeq and is a predicted model, not a curated record. Gene Ontology annotation, molecular function: carbohydrate:proton symporter activity. Gene Ontology annotation, cellular component: membrane. The transcript has 3 exons. The coding region runs from base 1 to 678 and encodes 225 amino acids. Lineage: Eukaryota; Fungi; Ascomycota; Eurotiomycetes; Eurotiales; Aspergillaceae. Gene Ontology annotation, biological process: transmembrane transport; carbohydrate transport.